This is a messenger RNA of Harpegnathos saltator (Jerdon's jumping ant), 701 nucleotides long. Its product is annotated as coiled-coil domain-containing protein 86. The record is from RefSeq and is a predicted model, not a curated record. The transcript is spliced from 3 exons. Bases 177 to 662 code for a protein of 161 amino acids. Gene Ontology annotation, cellular component: nucleolus. Lineage: Eukaryota; Metazoa; Arthropoda; Insecta; Hymenoptera; Formicidae.
UAUUUUUUUUAUCCUAUGUGCGUUGAUAAUGUAGUGUACAGGACAACUCCGAUUAAGUUGCAGCUGUUGUCCGCUCUUAUGCGACAAUGCGACAUGGCCAUGUGACAAAAUAACCUAGAAGUAUUAUUUACACGCGAAAAGAACUGUACAAUUGGGUGUUUUAUUGACGUUCAACAAUGAACAGUGUCAACGAAGAAAGAUUACCAAAUAUGUCUGAUACGAUAAAUAGUAACGUGGAUUCAAUAGAAAGAGAACCAUCAAUAACGCAUCAGAAGCAUAUCUCAAAACAGGUUGACUCAGAAAAGGAACGCGAGAAACUACAUAUUCCAAGGGGCAAACCAAAAUCUGGUAGGGUAUGGAAAGAACAGAAAACGAAAUUUUCUUCUAUAAUCAAAACACGUGGAAUUCGGUUAUCAUUUGCUAAGAAACAAAAGUUGAGAGAAGAUCUGAAACGUGUUAAGCAAAUGUCAAGAGCCAUUAAGGCACAAAAACAUGAGGAAAAAGAAGCAAAGAAGCAACGAAGAAGAGAAAACUUAAAGAGAGCUGAAGAGAAUAGAAAGAAAAGUGAAGUUGUACAAGUUAUUACAAAUACUGCAAAAAUAAAAAGAAUGAAAAAGAAACAAUUACGAAUGAUUGAAAAGAGAGACACAACAAAAGUGUAACGCUCAAGUGUAACACACAAUAUAUACGUGAGAAUAUCA